Molecule: messenger RNA, 3561 nt
Organism: Struthio camelus australis
Lineage: Eukaryota; Metazoa; Chordata; Aves; Struthioniformes; Struthionidae
Product: actin, alpha skeletal muscle B
Source: RefSeq, a predicted model, not a curated record
UAACAGUUCUAGGUGAUAAAAUGAUUCUGUUUCCUUGUGAGAAAACAAAUCAUCCAGUUACAGGCAGAUCAGCAGGACUUAAAAUUAUUACUCUUAUUUCAGUGUCAUUUCUGACUUCCAUUUCAUGUAAAAGUGUUUUGAUCAGUUGUUUCAUGAUGUUGCUUCCUAAAGCGCACAGGAAAGGCCUGAACCACAGGGGCAAGGUAGACAAUAACCACUCAGUUGUCUGUUAGGAGAAAAUCUUAUUUUUAAAUCUUCACAGACUUCAGUAUUACUGCCACGAUCCUCUGAAGAGCGUGAGGGAAAAAACCGCACUCCCCAAAUGGGGCAGCAUGAGUUGGUUGCAAGAAGGACCCUAAUGGCUGUCUGCCACUGCUGAGGGCCUGCCCGCAUACGUUGCACUUGCUUAGUGAAGGGAAGGGAAAUGCCAUCAGCAGUCCAAUUCUUUUUUUCAUGGUUAGGGAUAGGGUGUUUAGGUCCUAAAAGCCUUCCUUACUGAGUGAAGUUGCCAGGGAAGGAAAAAGAAAAUGUUUCCCUCCUCUUGACUGCCUAAAGAGGCAAUCAUACAGCCCUAAAAAUAAAAAAGGAAUCUGAAACAGGAGUCACAGUGAAAUUCAGGCUCUCCCUCCAUGGGAGUUCUGCCACCAGUUUCAAUGAGUUCAGGACUUGAUGUGAUAUGUUGGCCAACUGAUGAAGUUAAGUUGGUUUUGGUCAGUUGUGCCAGCCAUGUCUUGUUCUAACAUUUCCCAGAAUAGCCGCUUUGAUAAGCUAUUUACCAUUUACAAAUAUGGAAUGGAUCCUGUAGUGAGCACUUAGCGGAGUAGCUGCCAUUUAAAAACACACAACAAACACUUCCCUGAAACCGUGUGUGGACUAUUUUUAGUUGUUUGUUUAAGACUGAUGACACUCAAUUUUGAAAAUGCCAUUAGGGAGCAAAUGUAAUGUUUGAAGGAAUGAAUAUUCAGUAAUUAUUAUUGACUGAUGCCAAAAGACCUCCUCAGCAAUGAAACAAAUCCCUCUCCCAAAACAGAUAACUUGUCUGACUGUGCUUCAGCUAACUGCAAUGAGAACCUGAAGAGGAUUUAGGGGAACGGAAGUUGUGGGGGCUUUUUCAUUUAAUUAUUUCUAUUAUAAAUUUUUAGUGGUCUGCAGGACUAGCGUUUUAACUGGUAGAUGCAUAUAAUUACUUUACAUUUAACAAAGUAUCUAGAAGAUGAUCCAGCCUUGGAAAAGAUGGGGUUUCACCUACUGAAGUCCAAGUAGAGAUGAGCAUGCAAUGCCUCCUUUAGCUGAAUUUGCCCCUUGGUGACAAUGCCAAUUAACACAGGAUGUCACAAGCCUCCUUGAGGCUACAUCAGAGAUUUCCCUUUUGAGAAUGAAGGCUGAAUGUCCUGGUUAAUUUGCUUCAGGAAAGACCUGUUCAAGUUGAGAUUUAUGUGAGUACUUAAUAUACUUGCAAGAUUUCAGCUGUAGCAUAGACUUUACUGUUUAGGUUCAUUAUUUUUAGUAGUUUGCUGUCUAGAUGAUAGAGAGUCCUGUUCUCUUCCAUCCGUUCCUCCCACCUCUCUUACGUAACUGUUUUGCAGCCAAAGUUGUGAGGCAGUAUGUGCGAUGACGAUGAAACCACUGCCCUUGUUUGUGAUAAUGGUUCUGGGCUUUGCAAAGCUGGGUUUGCGGGAGAUGACGCCCCAAGGGCUGUAUUUCCAUCCAUCGUUGGACGUCCUCGACAUCAGGGUGUUAUGGUUGGAAUGGGUCAAAAAGACAGCUAUGUAGGGGAUGAAGCGCAGAGUAAAAGAGGAAUCUUAACUCUGAAGUAUCCCAUUGAGCAUGGCAUCAUCACUAACUGGGAUGACAUGGAAAAGAUUUGGCAUCAUUCUUUCUAUAAUGAACUUCGUAUUGCACCAGAAGAACAUCCCGUACUGCUGACUGAGGCUCCCUUAAAUCCUAAGGCCAACCGUGAAAAAAUGACUCAGAUCAUGUUUGAGACAUUCAAUGCGCCAGCCAUGUACGUAGCAAUUCAGGCAGUGCUGUCUCUGUAUGCAUCUGGAAGAACUACUGGAAUAGUUUUGGAUUCUGGGGAUGGUGUCACACACAAUGUGCCUAUCUAUGAGGGUUAUGCCUUGCCUCAUGCCAUUAUGAGACUGGAUCUUGCAGGCAGAGACCUGACUGACUAUCUCAUGAAAAUCCUUACAGAGAGAGGCUACUCUUUUGUCACCACUGCGGAACGGGAGAUCGUGAGAGACAUAAAGGAGAAGCUUUGUUACGUGGCUUUGGAUUUUGAAAAUGAAAUGGCAACUGCUGCUUCCUCCUCCUCUCUUGAAAAGAGCUAUGAGCUUCCCGAUGGACAAGUCAUCACCAUCGGAAAUGAACGAUUCCGAUGCCCGGAAACUCUCUUCCAGCCAUCCUUCAUAGGGAUGGAAUCUGCAGGUGUCCAUGAAACCACUUAUAACAGCAUUAUGAAAUGCGAUAUUGACAUCCGUAAGGAUCUUUACGCUAAUAACGUACUCUCUGGAGGAACCACAAUGUAUCCUGGUAUUGGUGACCGUAUGCAGAAAGAGAUUACAGCGUUGGCUCCAAGUACUAUGAAGAUUAAGAUGAUUGCACCGCCAGAACGUAAAUACUCUGUCUGGAUUGGGGGUUCAAUACUGGCUUCUCUAUCCACCUUUCAGCAAAUGUGGAUCAGUAAAGAUGAGUAUGAGGAAGCUGGUCCUUCUAUUGUCCAUCGCAAGUGCUUCUGAAUACUUCCAUCAUGUAUUGUCAGUGCUGAGCGUGCUGUUUCUCUGCACAUCACCUGCCCUCAUCCACCUCUAAGGGAAUUACAUGGUUUGGCUAUCUUCCACCUGUUAUAACAUACACUACAUGGAUGUCAUGCUAAUUAGUAUAUUAUUUCUAAUUUUUAAUACUAAAAUGAGACUAACAUUUCUUGGGUAAUUUCCAGGAUUAAACAGUAGUUAUACAUUUAUGUGGCGCUCUCUUCUUCAGCCCCACUGCCCCCACGCCCUACUCCCCAAGAAUUUUUAAGUAUUGUACUGCCGUUCAGGAGUUAGCACACAAUACUACUGUAUGUUAGUCUCUGCUACUUGAUGGCAAAUCUGAAGCAUGCACAUAAUAGGCAACUCUUUCCAGCCUGAACACAAUGCAAGAUCUAGGUACCAUAUGUUUAUUUUAUGCAGUUAAGUGGUGCACAGGAUUUUGUUAAGGGGAUGGGUGCCAAUAUGCAUGUAUUCUUUCAGCACAACUUGUGUGGAUUUCUCCCCUUCUUGGCAGGAGACCUCUGUCUUCCUCUGACCAUCACUCCCCAUCAAUGAAGAGUUUCAACAAGCUAUAGUACUUUUUUGUGCUUACGUGUAACAGGUUAAUUUAUUUAUUGCAUUAUUGUUCUUCUUCAUCUCCCUUCUUUCCUAGGCAGUUAAAUGAUGUUUCAUUUACUUGCUUUUGCUAUAUCUGUGCUAUGCUAAGCUAAUGAUUACUGAGUAAAUCGUCUUUUAAAUAUGUUAUCAAAAUAUUCUGGGUUUAAUGGAUCAAUAAAAGUGUAAUUACACGUGUAAGGCUGAUGUGGCU